Talaromyces atroroseus is the source of this 1833-nucleotide messenger RNA. RefSeq lists its product as hypothetical. The coding region runs from base 1 to 1833 and encodes 610 amino acids. NCBI's taxonomy places the organism in Eukaryota, Fungi, Ascomycota, Eurotiomycetes, Eurotiales, Trichocomaceae. The transcript has 3 exons. The record is from RefSeq and is a predicted model, not a curated record.
AUGACGCUCACGGAUUUGGUGUUGGCCAUUUUGUAUGUGGGCCACCAUUCUGCGAACCCAGCAUUAUGGACAAAGGCUGUGAGUGGAGGGGCUAUUCUUCUGUUGUCUGCAAUAGUCGCUUCUUUGCUCUUGAUGCUGGCGCGAGCAGUCUUUGCACCCCGCAAAUUGGUUUCCUUGAACGACGAUAGACAAACGGUACUUGGAAAACCACUUCUGUUUCCAGUAAGAUUCAGACAUAUACGCCUUUCUCCUGUGAAGGAUAGAUUUAAUAACCGAUUUCUACUCGUGGGCGUCCCCGUUGGACUUCGUUGCCGCAUUGGCAACCUCUUGGCCAUUGAUGACAAGUCUCUCGAUGUUUCUCCUCCUCCAGGAAGUACUAUUGGUUUCUCCUGGAAUCGCAUGUUCUCACAUUUGCGUUGCUGGUUCAGUUUUGACUCGGCACGAUUCCUACAUAGAGGCGACCACGGAGUAGAUCUCCGGGAGAAACUGGACAGCUUUCUGCUAUCUCAGAAUGAAGACCCUACUCAGUGGCCCUAUGCAUAUCUACUUGGCGUACCGCAAUUUAUGGGAUGGUCUAGGAGUGUUGUGAGUUGGUGGUAUCUCUACACCAAAGACCGAGAACUGGAUGCCUUGAUCCUCGAGAUCAACAACUCCUACUGGGAGAAGAGGAACAUUCUGCUUAGAGUGAAGCCAACCUCGAACAAACUUAACAUGCCAGAAUCUACAGGAUUACCAGAAUAUGUGGACCAUCGACAGUUGGUGCAGUCUUUGCCUACGGCAACCAAGGCCAAAUUUUACGGCGGCGAUUGGCACAAGUACAUUUUUGCAUCGCCUUUCGAGAAGGUUGAUGGAGUGGUUUCGCAGAGGAUGAUGGACCCCCUCAGACCGUCCUCCUGGGCACCUGAUGCAACUUUCUCCAAUAUGACAACAUUAGAGGAGACCGGAGAAGUCAGGAUGGCCACUCGCUUGACGUGUGAUGGUUUCCCGAUUGAUCCUACACAAAUGUCUUACUUGGAUGUCGUCAGGGUUGCGCUUCAGUGGACGUUGCCAGGAGUAUUGACCACACCGGAAAUCAUUUACAAAGCAGAACUUGAAUCCUACUUUCGAGCAUAUCUUGCCCACUCUGUCGACACAUACCCGGAACCUGUCGAGGUCACGUACCUCCCCUGCAGGUCAUUCACUAAUGAAACUAUCCGCAUGCGAUCGCCCUCGUGCUAUGUAAAUGAGGCUACCAAUGCGCGAUACCUCACAGUUGAGCCUACCGACCCUGCAUUCUAUACUCGAAUCAUCACGUAUGUCCAUGCGAAAACAGCAUUGGCCCAGGAGAUCCAGCCCACUGGGCACAUCGCUGAUCCGACGGCUCAAAGACUCAUUGUCUCCGACAUAACUCUCCUCGAGUCUAUUCUCGAAUACAAAUCACCUUUUGUCCACAAAUCUGACCCUAACGUACCUUCAAAGUGGAAACUUCGAAAAGUGCUUUCCUUGACUCGGGAUAACUCAACCCUAUCCUUCAUGGAUAACUUUGUCCUAUCGUCUUCGAAUGCGGUACCUUAUACGGUUUACAUUCUCUCGAGUCUCCGAUUAUCAGCUGCGCGGAGACUAGCCUUCAACUCUCAAAACAUCCUUGGGGUUUAUGUAUUCGUUGCCUCGUGCUUGAUCCGAUGGCUGGCUUUGGAAGCUCUGUCAGUGGGACGCGAGACUGUUCUUCCGGUCCUCAGCCUGGGGUUACCCCCCGGAUGGCAAAACCUAGCUAUUGCUGUUGUCGAGUGUUUCCUUGCAUUGAAUUGCUUGACUCUGAUAGAAAACUGGCUUGUACAACAACUUCUCUCGUGA